ACAAAUUACUGGGAUUGCCACCUGCUUUUGAGCUUGCAGCUUCCUUUAACUCUUAUAUUCAGUCAAAUCUGUCGGGUAGUGUGUCUUUCAACGCAGUAUCAGUCAAACCUCCUCUGUAUUCACGAUUAGAUCGAUUAGAUCUGUGGUACACGAUGGUCGCCUUCAAUAUGUGGUUCGUCACAGUUCUCGCCAUGCUGAAGCCGACAUUACCUUUAUAUCCUGUGCUGCAUCAGACCUGUAGUGAACGACGUCCUCAAGAUGCAGUGGUGCCUGUGCGAGAGGAAUGGGACACCGAGAUGCACAACUGGAGGCCUCUUCAGCUAUAUUUUGUGUAUGACCCAUACGUCGAAGAGGACACACCGCAAGAGCUUUACAACCUAUCACAGAAAAUCAUAGCCGUAUUAUGUAGAAGGACACCGAACUGGUCCCCUGAAACUCCUUUCUUGGCGAGAGUUUCUGGAACAGCCAAGCUUUCCAAGUCGGAGGAAUUCACGUACCUGAGUGUCCACAGGGAGGGUGGCGUUGUGUAUGCGACUCCGGGUCAAGCUGAGGAUUACCUUGCGGUAAAUUCAGAGGCAUCGCUCGCCGACUUGGUUAUCUUUGUGAUCAGGUUUGACUAUCACAGUCGUAUCAGUAUUGAUCCUAAGGAUGAUUCUUCGCUUUACAUUCCACCUUACACCAUGAUAUGUUCCAAGUUCAAGUUUGGAUUCUUCGUUGGCACAUAUGGAGGGAAUCAGGUCGUGUUCUCUUCCGUGCCGUGGGAACUUAUGAUCGUGGAGAUCGACCCCCGCGAUUAUACUUUGGAACACGCGUUUCGAUACGAAGUCCACGGUGUAGUACGAGCCACAGGGUUGGAAGCCUACAGAAGGAUUCUCAUGGGACUAGACAAGUACCAGUGCUAUAACACGAGAAGCGUGUGCUGCGAUGCGGUUCAGGAGGGGAUGUACCCAGAAGGAGUGUACCCAGGCGGGGAGCACCCAGAUGGUGUGAGGGAUGAAACGAAAAUAUGAUUAUAAAUAGGUGCGGCUACCUUGAGUAGCGUUGCAGCUUGAAUGCCCAGGAAUGUGCACAACGACAUUCCAACGUUUAUUUUCUUGGUGAAAUAAAAAUGCUUCUACGUAGU
Ornithodoros turicata is the source of this 1123-nucleotide messenger RNA. RefSeq lists its product as uncharacterized. The record is from RefSeq and is a predicted model, not a curated record. Bases 153 to 1010 code for a protein of 285 amino acids. Lineage: Eukaryota; Metazoa; Arthropoda; Arachnida; Ixodida; Argasidae. The transcript is spliced from 8 exons.